AUGGAACUAAGCUCUUCAGCUCAUACAGGGAUAUCUGUGUCUCUGACUGUGCCUGGAGAAACCUGGACCAGUGACUGCCAAGAGUGUACUUGUGAGAAAUAUUCUCUCAUAGUGCGGUGUGAACCAAAGCGAUGCCAUGUAUCACCUACCCCACUGCACUGUCCAUUUGAAGGAUUUGUAUCUAUCUCAACACUAUCACCUGAAGACAAAUGCUGUCCCCGUCAAGAAUGUGUAUGCAACACUACUUACUGUCCCAAGUCCAUCGAGACCUGCCCACCAGGGUACAAAUUAAAACAACAAAAGCUGCCAGGAGACUGCUGUCUAAGCACCACUUGUGAGAAGGUACCAGGCUGUGUCGUCAAUGAGACCUUCUAUAAACCUGGAGCAGUCAUUCCACGUGGCCCCUGUGAAACAUGCAGAUGCUCUGUUGAUGAAGAUCCUGGAAGCAAAUCGAAUGUGAUAGUAUGCAGAUCACAAACAUGUGACAGAAGCUGCCCAGAGGGACAUAAAUACAAAGAAAUUCCUGGGGAAUGCUGCGGUCACUGUGUCCCCGUAGCAUGCAUUCUGAAACUGAGCCCCACAGAUUCCAAAGUUAUCAAGCCAGGAGAAACCUGGUACCAUCCAGAAGACAACUGUACCUCCUACCAAUGUGAACGGAUUGAAGACAAGUAUAUUCCUGUCACUGUCAAGAUAAGCUGUCCUCCAUUUAAUGAAUCUGCCUGCUCACACGAUGCUGUGAAACUGACUGAGAACGGCUGCUGCAAGACAUGUCCACCUGUGGAGCAAAAAGACUGUGGACCACAAAGCAUCCCAACAGUCAUCAAAUACAAUGGCUGUAAAUCUUCCUCCUCUGUUGUGUUAACCUAUUGUGAAGGUCAAUGUGGCAGCUCUUCAAAGUAUUCUUACAAGGCGAAUGCCAUGGAUCACAAUUGCUCAUGCUGUCAGGAACAGAAGACUAGCAAGAAGCACGUGACCCUCACAUGCCUUGAUGGUUCCACCAUAGAUUAUUCCUAUAUCUACGUCGAAGAGUGUGCUUGUACGAGCAGCGAGUGCAUUCCCCAUCCCAGUCCAACACCUACACAGCAACAGCAGCAGCAGCAACAGGAAGAAGAGCCACAACAGGAAGUUCAACAGCAGUUUGAACAGAAAUAAUCUCAGCCUAACCACUUCAGCCAUUUUAAGAAAUAAACAAGACCAGGAAUUAAAUUAGAGCUAUUAAAAUAAAAGAUGCUGUUCUUGAUAGAAAAGUAUCCAAAAAAGCACAUACAGAUUAAUAUUUUCUAUAUCUAAUACUGGCAGAAAGGCCUUAUUCUUUUCUUUGGGGUGCCACAACAAUACAUUCCAUCUGUAUGCCAUGGGUUUAGGCUUGAGUGAGAACCACCCUCCCCAUCCAGUUGCAAAUAAGGGGGGGGGGAAGCCUGUGUAUUACCCCAUAAAAAGUUUGGACAUAGAAGGGCUUUGGCUUGAAUUUUUCCUCUUUUGAAAUUAAGACUGCGAAAUUGACCAAACCUCCUAUAGUAAUUCUUUUCUAAUACAGGCAGAAGAAUUUUCACCACCAAUUGGCCUAAGUCAUUCAUUAUUUUGGAACAGAAUUGCUAUUCACAGAAUUCCAUUUCAUUCCAUUUUCAUUUGGCAAGGUUGUCUGUUCCUAUCCACCACAGUUGCAAAUGUAGGCUUCAUUUUCCCAAUUUGUUCUCCCUAUCCAUCAUUUCAAAUCAUUUCCUCUAUGAAUUUCACUCAUUCAAAAGAUACAGGGCUAUAAUAUUAGGGGAUUAUUUGUAGAUUUAUUCUUGUGCAGAAGGAAAACCUGACAAAGUAUGGCUGCUGCUGGAAAGACUCUCUGUUUACAUGAUAUCAUUAGCAUAGUAAUUGUAUGAAGAUCUUAAAUUUUUAAAAUAAUUGUUUACAGAAUGAAUAUAGAUAUAUUUGCCAAGGGUCAUAUGAAGAACUUUUGUAAACCAAAGUAGUAAAAAAUAAUAUACAUUUUGUUCUACAACAGUGAAUUUUUUUAUGUUGUACCACUACUAUUUAUUUGUUUCUGGAAAAUAGACUUUGGGGGCUAUUUUGUUCUGAAUCCAUACUGUCUGUCAACUAAUGCCUGGUUGAGGGAUAACUCCACCUUUUUACAAUUUGCAUUUGUUUCUUUAGAAGAACAGUUCCAAUGAUUAAUAAAAUUUUAGCAUUUUGCAGCUGU
Messenger RNA from Varanus komodoensis (Komodo dragon), 2194 nucleotides. Its product is annotated as mucin-5AC-like. The record is from RefSeq and is a predicted model, not a curated record. The transcript has 10 exons. Gene Ontology annotation, molecular function: protein binding. Gene Ontology annotation, cellular component: extracellular matrix. Bases 1 to 1152 code for a protein of 383 amino acids. NCBI's taxonomy places the organism in Eukaryota, Metazoa, Chordata, Lepidosauria, Squamata, Varanidae.